GAGGAAGGGGACCCUAUUCUUCCAUAGGUCUUGCAAAGUGAGCCAUUUCGUUUCUGGACCUUCUCUCUCUCUCCGUCUCUCUGAUCUCUCUCUCUCUCUCUCUCGUCUUGAGUCCUUUUAAGUGUUGCGUGACUUUAGUCGAAGUGAAGGAUCAGAAAGAAAGAGGACCUGAAAUGGUCAAGCACGAGCUGCAUGUUCUCCAUUCUCUUCCUGAUGAUCAGCUUCCUUAUGAGCGAAGCUCUCUUCAUCUCUUUUCUGAGCAUUAAUUACUAUAUUCGUUGAUCGUUUAAAUCUUUGUACAGAAGCCAAACUGGUCAUUGCCAUUGACUGCUUUCUUAAAAGCCUCCACUUCCAAAUAACUAGUUUCUUUUAGCUCACACCAGAAAGCAAUACUCAGCUGGUCCAAUAAAGAGAAGAUAAUUAUUGAUCACAUCAUCACAGGGUGACCAAAACAAUGAGUAGGGAACCCCAGAACUCAGAAACUGAAAGCAGCUCAAACUCUUUCUGUUCCAACCCUCCAUCCCCAUCCUCACCCCGAAAUUCCAAACCCCCAUUGCCAGACUCCAGAAAAGACAAGCGAAUCCGGGACUCCACCAAGAACGUGCCAGUAUACCGCGGCGUUCGCAUGAGAAAUUGGGGCAAAUGGGUCUCCGAAAUCCGCGAGCCCCGCAAAAAAUCCCGCAUAUGGCUCGGCACUUUCCCCACCGCGGAAAUGGCAGCUAGAGCCCACGAUGUCGCUGCGCUGAGCAUCAAAGGAAACUCCGCUAUACUCAAUUUCCCGGAGCUCGCCCACUCAUUGCCUCGCCCCGUCUCUCUCGCUCCACGUGAUGUGCAGGCCGCGGCGGCCAAAGCAGCACAGAUGGAUAACUUCGACUCGCCGCCACCGUCGUUGUCAUCGCUGGUUUCGGCGAUGGACUUGUCGAAAGAGUCAGAGGAGUUGAGUGAGAUCGUUGAGUUGCCGAGUUUGGGGACGAAUUAUGAGUCAGAGCGCUUGAGCAAGGAGUUUGUGUUUGUGGACUCGGUGGAUUGGUGGGGGAUGUACUCCCCGCCAUGGCUGCAGAGCGUGGAAGAUUGUGGGUAUGCAGAUGCUUGCGCUCAAUUGGCAGUGCCGGAGAAUGGAUCAAUAAAUAGCUUUGAAGGGGUACUGCGGGAGUACAAGUACUAGCUAGGGCUCUGUUUUGUGAAUGUGAGUGUCAAUCCCAUCUUUUUCUUUUUCUGUUCUGUGUUUUACGCCUUUCACUUUUUCAAUGAAGGGUUAAAAUUUCUUUCUUUUUUUCCAUUUCUGCGUGUGUUUUUCUGUGUAAACCUCUUCCUCAUCUAACUUUACAGUGUUAGGGUGAAAAGAAGAAAAUGCAUAAAUUUCCUUGCCAUGGUUGUUUCGAAGUGCUAA
This is a messenger RNA of Carya illinoinensis, 1390 nucleotides long. Its product is annotated as dehydration-responsive element-binding protein 3-like. The record is from RefSeq and is a predicted model, not a curated record. Gene Ontology annotation, molecular function: DNA binding; DNA-binding transcription factor activity. The transcript has a single exon. Gene Ontology annotation, biological process: regulation of DNA-templated transcription. Lineage: Eukaryota; Viridiplantae; Streptophyta; Magnoliopsida; Fagales; Juglandaceae. Bases 455 to 1165 code for a protein of 236 amino acids.